GAACAAGCUCUCUCAUGUGUAGUGGGAAGUUGUUCUGCAGGCAUGGACUGCAUCAGCGUAAAUGGAGCUCUUCAGUGCGUCGAUCCCUGUAGCCACUAUACUGAACUACAUGAUGAUUGGCGCUCAGUGAAUAACACAGACCAGUCCAAUAUAAAGUGUGACCAAAAUAUUAACUGGGAUGGCUGGUAUCGUUUUUAUCUAAACCAGAUCAGUGCUUCUAUUCCUGAACACUGUGUGGAAAAAAACCGAUGUGGGACCCAUGCUCCUUUGUUCAUAACAGAGCCUCAUCCUGCACAGAUCAAUGAAAUUGUGACACGCACUGUGUGUGGUCACUGGGACUCUAACUGUUGUCAGUUUGCCUCAAACUCUAUAAAGGUCAAGCUCUGCCCUGCAAACUUCUACAUUUACAAACUUCAGAAACCAUCUAAUUGCCAUCUUGCUUACUGUGCAGAAAUAGCUCCGCAGAACGUGUUUGAUUUAAAAUCAGUGGGACAAACUGAGACCAGCAUCACUCUACAGUGGGGCAGAUCAAGCAGCAUUGUCAACUUUGUUCUCCAGUAUAAUGGUAUCGAGAUACAAGUCGGAGCACAGAGUGGAAGUGGACCGGUAACAUACACCGUUUCAUCCCUCACCCCAGCAACUAAAUACACCUUUACUGUUUCUGAUGUGCUUGGAAAUGUUAGAAACCGAGGAGUACAACUUACAGCUGCCACUGCUCCUCAAAAUCCAACUGGCCUGCUGUCCUUAAGUGAAACAGAGACCAGUAUAACUCUGCAGUGGCAAAGAGUGAGCAACGUCACAAACUUCAUUCUGCAGUUCAACGGUACCAUGACAAGAGUUGAUGCUCCAGCUGGAAAUGGACCAAUAAAUCACACAGUCUCAUCACUUUCUGCUGAAACCACAUACACCUUCACGCUGUUCUCUGUGUUUGAGAAUGUUCAAAGUACUGGAGUCCAACUUGUUGCUCAGACUGGAUCUUCUUCAGAGAUAUUCAAUGCAGCUAAGAUGUUCAACCUCACCUUGUGCCCCAUAUUUUUUUAUCAGAACAUGUACCAGCAGGUCUAUGUCAACUUCACCAAUGAGAACUUUGUGAUUUGCUUCAAUGGUUUUUACAACCUCAGUAGCGACGGUGACUGCAUUAUUGGGCCUAAACCGGACUCUGAGGAGGCGAAAUUCAAGAUCAGGGAAAAAGAUGCUUCGUAUGAAGCACAACUCAAAGGAGCAGUGCAAACCAUCACCAGCAGCAUGAAGUGCUAUGUGCAUUUUGAGUUGAUGUACAUGAACAAAGAAGUAAACCUAAACCUCUUCAGUUUUGGGGAACAAGCAGCUCUGCAUUUCAGUUCUGUCUCCAAUGACCCCGAAGAGACGGCAGAUGUAAAAGUUGAGGGGAGGCUAGCUGACUCUGUGCCUCUUGGAUCAGCUGACUCUGGUGGAUUUACAGACAUCAGCGGCUGCAGGAUGUCAGGCCUUGGGAUUUUGCCCAACUCCACGGUACGUAUCCAGAAAACCUGCUCAACCUUAACCUGCAGUGUCGACAGAUCUGUCACUUCAACAAGCUGUGGAGACCAGGAGGAAUGUGACGGUCAUGGCAGGUGCUUUAUAAACAGGAUCUGCACUGUGACCGGCCCCACUGUGGUCGACUCUCAAGGCUAUCAGAGCUCUGUGACGGAUCGGUGCAUGUACUCUCUGCUGUCAGACUCAUCCAGCAGUUUUGAAGUGCUGGCUAACUUCCAGGAACGUCGCCGUCGGGAUGUGAGCUUUUUGGACCGUGUGAGCCUUCGACCCUUUGGCUCAAAUGAUUACUUUCACCUGGAACAAGGUGGCAGAGUAAAGAUGAACGAGACAUUGUUGACCCUGAACAGUUCAGCCCAGCAGAUUCAGAAUAUUAUGUUAAGCAAGGACAAAACUGGACUGUCAGCAGUGUUUUCAUUCUCGGGGCUGAAAAUAUCGGUGAUGUUUGAUGGCUACACAGCACAGAUCCACAUGAAUGUACCUGUUGGAUCAUCGAUGAAGGGCCUAUGUGUUGACUCCAGGAACAUUUCAAGUGUGAAACGUCUUGAUUUAAGCUCUCCAAGCUGUGAAAGGCAGUAUGAAGAUCCUGUCGACAGUCAAAUAAACUGCAACAUGACAGCUGAAUACUGUAACCUGUUAAGGGCCCCCCCCUUCUCCUCCUGCAAUGAUCACAUCGACCCAACUCCCCACAUCAAUGCCUGCAGCAGCACUUUGUGCAAAUAUCCUUCUGUGGACGACCUCAGAUGUCAGUUUCUGUGGGGCUACGCCAGAGCCUGUAGCCUGCAAAGCAACAUAAAACUGGAGGGCUGGUGGUCAGAAGCAAUGCUCCGAGCCCAGGCUUUUUCCAGGAAAGCUCUGCGGUGA
Cyprinodon tularosa is the source of this 2376-nucleotide messenger RNA. RefSeq lists its product as uncharacterized. Lineage: Eukaryota; Metazoa; Chordata; Actinopteri; Cyprinodontiformes; Cyprinodontidae. The transcript is spliced from 14 exons. The record is from RefSeq and is a predicted model, not a curated record. Bases 43 to 2376 code for a protein of 777 amino acids. Gene Ontology annotation, molecular function: protein binding.